UGUUUAGAGUGGUACUAUUAAAAAUGUUGAUGCUGAAAAUCUACUUAUUAAGCGCAUUUGUGGUUCUGACUAUCCAUCGGGUAGGCUGCCAAGAUAAUACUCAGUCUGUGUAUUUGCACAGCGACUCUCAGUGCGAGCAACAAUGCCUCUCGAAACUGGAGAGGAUUGAAGACGAGCAGAGGAACAUUCUCGACUGGUUGGAAAACUUGCAGACAGACAGGCAGAUACAACUGGAUGCCCAACUAUUACAGAUGGAGCUGAAAAAGCGAAUGGAAUCGCAACAGGAAGAAGACUACGGCCCGAGACUACAGAGCCAAAUAGACGUUCUGCAGACAGCCAUGCAGAGACUUCAGGCCAAAAUGGAAGAUCAGGCAGCCGCACAAAACAAGCUUGAAGGGGCAGUAAUGGCAGUGCAGACCAGUCUGCAGGUACUUCAGGAAAAAAUUCGAUUCCAAAACCCAGACUUCUCUACGAAACCAGCUUCCCUUGUAACAAUUAUCCCGCCGGGGUUCGAGCGAAUUGGCAAGGGAUACUACUAUAUUGAACAUAAUAUUUUAGUCGGUUGGGACUUAGCAAGAAGCACAUGCAACAGUUUCGGUGGGAUACUAGCUUCAAUUCGAGAUGAAGAAGAACUUAAUUUAAUCCAAGCGAAACUCCGGAGAGAUACGCAUUACUGGAUUGGCAUUAACGAUCGUGAGUCAGAGGGCAAAUUCGUAUCUCUGGCCUCUGGAGAGCCACACACAUUUUUGAAGUGGGCGGUUAAUCAACCCAACAAUCUUGAAAAUCAGGAUUGCGUCACUCUUUACAACGGAGAAAUGUUUGAUUUUUCCUGUCCCACUGAAUAUUAUUUUAUUUGUCAAGUUGAUAACAUCUAAGAUAAUAUAAUUCAAUUAAUGACAAUUGUCAAAGUUCCACAGAAAUAUUUAAAUAUUAAAAUAAAAAAGUUUUUCAAUGGAA
Molecule: messenger RNA, 957 nt
Organism: Drosophila elegans
Lineage: Eukaryota; Metazoa; Arthropoda; Insecta; Diptera; Drosophilidae
Product: accessory gland protein Acp29AB-like
Exons: 1
Coding region: 24-875 (283 amino acids)
Source: RefSeq, a predicted model, not a curated record